GCUUUCUCGCUCUCCCUCUCCGUGCGUCUCUCUCCUCGGGACCGUGUGUCAGACCAGGAAGCCAGGAGUAAGAUCCUGGUGGCUCCUGUUCCGUGCCGGCGGGCGGGCGCGUCUGCCAACAAAUGGCUGGGCUUGGAGCACGCACCGGGUCUUAACUUCCAUCCCAAUGGGAUCAGCGUUGUGUGCCUGGGUGGGACCACUGCCCGGUGAUCCAGCGCGCUGCUUCUUGCCCUAACAGCAUCCACUCUGACCUCCCACCCCACCUGCCCACCCAAAGGCUUCAUGCCCUUCUCUGUGCGGAGGCGGAGGUCUCGAUGCCGAGCCAGCAGGGGACAUGAAGGUGGCCCGGAGUGGGCAGGGAAGGUGGCAUGUCGGGAUUCUGUGUGGUGACGUCUCAGGUGUGCCCCAGUUCUCUGGGGGGCUCAUGGAUCCCAUCCCCGAUGGGAAUCUGCUCUACAUGAUUUGGAGAAAGAUGCACUUGUUCCGCAGCUGCAGCUACAGGAUCCAGCUGGAGGGGCAAGUGGGCAGUGCCCCAAGGAUUCAGGGGAUCAGAUGGACCCCUCUUCCAGACAGCGAAUCAGCCUUGGUGCCUGGCCACAGCCUAAAACAGGUUUCUUCGAACAAAAUCCAGAGAGCAGGGAGGCUGCUCUGUGCGCACUUAGUGAUCAUGUACCCAGACCUAAUCCGCGAUCACAAGCACCACCUCCGGCUUCACAGGCAGUGCUGUUCUGGGAAGGAAUUGGUGGAUGCACUACUCAGCGCAGGACUUUCUGUGCAGACCCGCAGCCAGGCCCUCGGACUCUGCCAGGUGCUGAUGGAUGAAGGAGUCCUGGCUCAUGUACGGCAGGAGAGCUAUUUCCAGGACCGGGAUGCCCAUUUCUUCCGCUUCGUGGCCCUGGAGCCAAGCGCUGAAGACCGGGAUGGCGAGGAAUUACUGGAGGCAAUGGCAUUGCUCACCCAACUGGGCCCCACGGCAUUGCUCACCACUGUCCUGCGCAAACCCCCUGGCCAGCGCACAGAUGAGGAGCUUGCACUGAUCUUUGAGGAGCUGCUGCACAUCAAAGCUGUAGCUCAUCUCUCCAGUUCGGUGAAGAGAGAACUGGCCGCGGUGUUGCUGUUUGAGUCCCAUGCAAAGGCUGGAACUGUAUUAUUCAGCCAAGGGGACAAGGGGACUUCCUGGUACAUCAUCUGGAAGGGGUCGGUCAACAUCGUCACACAUGACAAGGGUUUAGUGUCCACCCUACAUGAGGGAGAUGACUUUGGACAGCUGGCGCUGGUGAACGAUGCCCCCCGCGCAGCCACGAUAAUUCUCCGCGAAGACAGCUGCCACUUCCUCCGGGUGGACAAGCGGGACUUCAACCGCAUCCUCAAGGAUGUUGAGGCCAACACCCUGCGGCUGAAGGAGCAUGGGACUGUGGUGCUUGUCCUGGAGAAGAACUCACAAGGCAGUAACUCCAGUCACCUUCCUGGGACUCCAGGGAGCAGUAGGUACUCAGUGAUGGCUGGGACCCCUGAAAAAAUACUGGACUAUCUGCUGGAAGCCAUGCGCCCAGACUCCGCACUCUCUGACCCUCUUGACACCUUCCUUGGAGAUUUCCUCUUGACGCACAACGUGUUCAUGCCAACACUACAGCUCUGCAAGACUCUGCUCCAACACUUCCAUUCGGAACCUUCGGAGGGCACUGAGCAAGACAAAGCCGGCUACAUUUUGGGCAAAAGACAGAGAAUCCUGUGGCUGGUGAGGCAGUGGGUGUUACUGUACGGGCGCUUGCUGCAGGCCGAAUCCAGUGCCGUGGCCUUCUUGCAGAGCCUGUCAGAGUGUGCAGCCCAGGAUGAUCGUCUGGGUCCCCUGCUGAAGGAACAGACGCAAGAUCGCCGGAGGAACCGAGUCUUGGAAAAUGGCAGCAACUGCGCAACUCCAACGAUUCAGGUGCGAAGUGCUGUGGACUGGUUUGCAAGCCAGGAGGAAUCGUUUCUGAACAGCAGUUACACCAUCCGAGCCAAGGAUAAAAUCCCAUAUGACAUCUACAGACCAGACCACUCCUGCCUCACGACGGUGCUGCCAGUGAACGCUUCAGUGCAGGAGGUGCUUGCGUCCUUGGCAGACGACCACGGCUGGAACAAAGAAUGGAUCCUGGUCAAGGUCACUUCUUCCGGGGAUAAAGAGGUGUUACCCAUGGAAGUCUUCGGUGUGUUUACAUCCCUGGGGUUGAAUGAGAGGCUCUUUGCUGUCAGUGUUCAGGAGCUUCACAGCUUGGCCCCUCACCCUGAACAGCUGGGCCCCACAAUGGGUUCUUCGGAAAGCUUGGAUUUCAUCAGUUCCAAGGACCUGGCCAACCAGUUCACUGAGCAUGACUGGAACCUCUUCAAAAGCGUCCAUCAGGUGGAGCUGAUCUACUACAUUUUUGGGCCGCAGAAGUUUCCCAGUGCCACCACGGCCAACCUGGAGCGCUUCCUGCGUCGUUUCAAUGAGCUGCAGUUCUGGGUCACCACCGAGCUCUGCCUUUGUCCGGAUGUCAUCAAGAGGGCCCAGCUGCUCCGGAAAUUCAUCAAGAUGGCGGCACACCUGAAGGACCAAAAGAACCUGAACUCCUUCUUUGCAGUGAUGUUUGGCCUGAGCCACUCCACCGUCAGUCGCCUUGCUAGGACCUGGGAGAAGCUUCCACACAAGACACGAAAGUUGUACGGCACCAUGGAACGAAUCUUGGAUCCUUCAUGGAAUCACCGGGUCUAUCGGCUGGCCAUGGCCAAACUGAAUCCACCCAUAAUCCCCUUUAUGCCCCUCCUCCUUAAAGACAUGACCUUCAUCCAUGAGGGCAACCGCACAUUGGUGGAAAACCUUGUCAACUUUGAGAAGCUGCGCAUGAUGGCCAAGGCUGUUCGUCUCGUGCAUCACUGCCGGAGUCACCCCAACCUCCCACUCUCCCCCUUGCGGAGUCGUCCUCAGCACCUCUUGGAAGAAGCUCGGACAAUGCGGGCCUCUACCUGCUCUGAGCAAUCCCUCAGCACUCGGAGCCCAGCUGCUACCUGGGCCUACAUCCAGCACCUGAGAGUGAUUGAUAGCCAGAAGGAACUUCUGCGGCUCUCACGGGACCUCGAAUCCUGAUGCUGAAAGAAGCUCAAGCUGUAGGACACAAGAUGUGCCUAUUACCCAACCUAGGGCAAGAACUGUUAGGAAGGGGCACCUUCUCGUGGGUUAGCCCCGCCUUGAAGACUGAGCAGUGAAGGAUCCGAGCAGACUGAAGAGUUCCUCAUUCCCUUGGUGGCAUCCUGGAGCCAGGAGACUAGGUGCUGGUUAUGUCCAGGCCAGAGGAAGGAUGUGCCUGCUGCUACCAGUGAUGCUUUUAUAAGCUGCAGAGUUUCUGAUUUGGAAAACAAAGGCUGCUUUACGGAACACUUUUGGCUGCCUUAUGGUGAAAGGAGCCAAAAGCUCACAUUUAUUACUUAUCAGUGUUCAAUGGAAAUGUGGAUUUUUAAAAAGCAUAUGGCAAGACUUGCUUCUGUACAUCUGGUAGAAUGCUGCUUCUGGACUAGGGUUUCCCUCCCCAACUCCUUUUCCUUGCUGCUGGGUAGCAUCGUAGCUCAGGUGUGGAAAGAAAUGCAUGGGCCCAUCAUUCUGGCUUAGGUUGGCCAGCAGCUCCCACCAUGAUUAUGCCUCCUCUCUCUCUCUCUCUCUCUCUCUCUCUCUCUCUCUCUGCCUUCCCACCUCCAAGGGCUGCUUCCAAUUUUACCAUAGCCUAUGACUGAACCAAAAUCCAUUUCCUCCAGUGGAACUGAUUUACCUAAUAUAGUAUCUAUGUAUUUGGUAUCCUGUGAACAUGUUGACUUUUGUAAGUGAUCCCAGUAGACAAGUGGUACCUUUAGAAAUGCACUCAGCCUUCUCUGCAAUGUUGCAGAGGAUGCUGGGAUAUUAGUUCUGAGUCUCACAUGCUGCUACUGAUGCCAAAAGCAACAUCCAGAGCCCAGAGGCAUAUGUGUUUUUUUUUUAAAAAAAAGUCUUACUCGCCUCUCCCUCUGAAUCGAUUAGAUUUGUGUGCUGCUUCUGACAUUGACACAGGUAGGUAUGUGGGCAUGGCCUGGUCUGGAUACCACUGUGGCAACCCCUUUUCUUGUCUCUUUCAUCAACCCCCAUAAUGCCACCCAGACAAGAGGAACAGUGAGGAUAGCUCAGACCCCUGGCUGCUUCUCCAGCAAGCAAGGCAUAAGCCACAAGUCUAAGUUCAGACAUCACGACAAGGCAUGGUUUAAACAAGCCACACUUCAUCAGUCAACAACAAACCAUGUUUUCUAUUUGUGGUCCACAGCUAGUUGAUAUACCAUGGUUUGUUUACAGGGAUGAGUUCAGAGACAUGAUUGCA
Molecule: messenger RNA, 4358 nt
Organism: Elgaria multicarinata webbii
Lineage: Eukaryota; Metazoa; Chordata; Lepidosauria; Squamata; Anguidae
Gene: RAPGEF3
Product: Rap guanine nucleotide exchange factor 3
Exons: 28
Coding region: 335-3106 (923 amino acids)
Biological process (GO): Ras protein signal transduction; positive regulation of GTPase activity
Cellular component (GO): plasma membrane
Molecular function (GO): guanyl-nucleotide exchange factor activity
Source: RefSeq, a predicted model, not a curated record